Messenger RNA from Bradysia coprophila, 1335 nucleotides. Its product is annotated as outer dynein arm-docking complex subunit 4-like. NCBI's taxonomy places the organism in Eukaryota, Metazoa, Arthropoda, Insecta, Diptera, Sciaridae. Gene Ontology annotation, cellular component: cytoplasm. Gene Ontology annotation, molecular function: protein binding. The record is from RefSeq and is a predicted model, not a curated record.
UUCACUGAAAGUAUCAUAUUAGCUAGGAUAAUUUGUAACGAGAAUUUGAUGGAAUAAGAAAUUGUUUGAAGUGAUGAUUUAAAUGGGACGAAAAAUUUCAAGAUAAUUUGCAGACUAAAGAUAUUCCAUCACACAACAACUCUAAAGGACAUAAAGUAAAACAUAUUCGACAACAAUGACUCGAAAGAAAGUAGUCGACCCUCAAGACGAGAUCGAUACAUGUUGCAAGUUACUGUGUGACGAAGCUUCGAAUCACAUGAAAGUUCGCAAUUAUCAUAGAGCUUUAAAUGUUUACAACAAGGCCCUAGAGCUAAAUCCUUCUGAUCAAAAUGCGUUGGUGGCUCGAAGUAAAUGUUAUCUAUUGUUGGGUGAUCCGGCGAAAGGACUUGAGGAUGCCGAAACAGCGCUGAGUGCCGAUAAAAGCAACAUUCGCGCAAUUUAUCAAAAGGCCGAAUCUCUCUACUUUCUCGGACAGUUUGAGCACAGUCUGAUGUUCUUUCACCGUGGAUUGAAAUUACGCCCUGAACUUAACAGUUUUCGUUUGGGUGUUCAAAAGAGCCAAGAAGCUAUCGAAAAAACAAUCGGUGGCUUCCCCAAAAAGCCGUCAAAACCUUCAAGCUCAAAACCAGAUAGUGGCUCGAAACUAGAUAGCGCUUCGAAACCUGACAGCAGCUCAAAGCCAGAGAGUAGCUCAAAACCAGCUAGCGGAAAGUCCGACAAGCAUUCAUCAUCCAGAUCAACACAGCCGAAAGUUCGACCAAGAACAGCGAAAGUUAGUGCUGAAAAAAGAGAAGCUCGAAAACUACUCGGUGAACUCUGUGUUGACAAGGAGUAUUUAGAAAAUCUGCUAAAACAUCCUGAUUUGAAGAGAGCUGACAACGGUGCGGAAAACAUUUCGUCGUUAGCCAGGGACGCAGUUCAAUUUUUGAAUAAUCGGCAAGAAUUUUGGCGACAACAGAGACCGUGUACGGCCGCUCCGAAGAAAACUAAAAUUAUAGACACACCACUACCGAAGUGGUACACCUAAUUUAUUAGCGAAACUUUCCUUGCAAAAUUUUCUCAUACUCUUAGAAGACCACGCACAUCGUCAUCGAUUCAUACUUAAAUUUCUUAAUAAUUGUCUAUUUCAGCAACUUCUUUCGUGUUUUUCAUCAACUUUUUUCACCAAUUGCACACAAUAAAACAAAAAAAUUUUAAAAAUGGACAACACUUCGAUAACAUUGCACUACUUCAACCAAGAAUUAUUUUCUUCGUGUUUUAAGUAAAUUGUUGAAUAUAUUCUUGAGUUAUGGUGAAUUGGAAGACUCGAUCAAGAUGAUAAUAAAAAACAUUUUA